AUGGACUUGCUGAAUAGCUUCAUCAGCGGAUGGGUGGGAGGUGUCGGGCUUUUGUUGGUGGGUCACCCCUUUGAUACGGUCAAGACGCUGCUGCAAGACAGCAAGGGAAAGCACGAGAGUGGCCUCAGCUGCGCGGUGGGUAUUGUGAAGAAGGAUGGUCCCUUUGCCCUAUACAAGGGUGUGAUGGCUCCCAUGACUGGUGUCGGCGUCGUAUUUGCUCUCUACUUUCUUGCCUACGACGCCACCGAGAAGCUGAUUCGCAGCGUAAAGGAGCUGGACCCCUCCAAGCCGCUGUCGCUAUGUGAUGUAAUUAUAUGCGGUGGCAGUACAGGCAUCCUUGGAUCUCUUGUACUUGGGCCCGCUGAAUUACUUAAGAUUCGUCAGCAAACGGCCCUUAACACCGGCGCUGACAGCUCCCUGCGCGGAGUGGUUUCAUUCAUUUACAGAACUGCAGGUCCACGGGGAUUUUUCCGUGGCACGAGCAUGACGAUGCUUCGCGAUGUACCAGGUAGCAUGGCCUGGUUUGGCGCCUACGAGUACACGAAGCUUCUUAUCUGCAGCAGCCCAAAGGCCCCAUCGGUGCCGGAGUCCCUGAUUGCUGGUGGGAUAGCCGGCAUUAGUAUGUGGUCCUUUGCAGUUCCACUUGACGUUAUCAAGACCCGCGUACAGGCAAGUCGUGAAAGGUUGACCCUGGCAGGCGCGGUACGGGGCGUCUUCAAGGAACGUGGCAUCCGUGGCUUUUACCGUGGCCUUGGUCCUGCACUGCUGCGGGCCUUCCCUGCCAAUGCCGCUUGUUUUGCCGCGAAGGACUUUACGCAGAAGGCACUGAACCGCCUUCCUGUCUCCGCGGCACCGACCAAAAAGAGCACAGAUCAGCCAUAG
Molecule: messenger RNA, 882 nt
Organism: Trypanosoma rangeli
Lineage: Eukaryota; Euglenozoa; Kinetoplastea; Trypanosomatida; Trypanosomatidae
Product: mitochondrial carrier protein
Exons: 1
Coding region: 1-882 (293 amino acids)
Biological process (GO): carnitine transmembrane transport; mitochondrial transport
Cellular component (GO): mitochondrial envelope
Molecular function (GO): O-acyl-L-carnitine transmembrane transporter activity
Source: RefSeq, a predicted model, not a curated record